Messenger RNA from Asparagus officinalis (garden asparagus), 1538 nucleotides. RefSeq names its product peroxisomal membrane protein 13. The record is from RefSeq and is a predicted model, not a curated record. The transcript is spliced from 5 exons. Gene Ontology annotation, cellular component: peroxisomal importomer complex; peroxisomal membrane; peroxisome. Lineage: Eukaryota; Viridiplantae; Streptophyta; Magnoliopsida; Asparagales; Asparagaceae. Bases 263 to 1135 code for a protein of 290 amino acids. Gene Ontology annotation, biological process: protein import into peroxisome matrix, docking.
CAUCAACCGGGGCCAUUAGACAGACACCGUAUUUUUUUUUCAAGAAUAUCUCUUUUUUUAUAUAUUAUUUUCGUAUCAUUAUUUCCUUGGUAAGGCGAAGCGAUUCACCGUUUUCUCGUCGUCUUCCUCAACUGAAAAAAUAGAAUAUAGAAAUAAAAGAGAGAGAGAGAGAGAGAGAGAGAGAGAGAAGGGAAAGGAGCUUAUCGAAAAGGGCGAAGCCCUUUGCAUGUAGCUUGAUUCUCUAUCUCUCGAUUCUACUGCUAUGGGAUCUAAUCCGCCUAAUUCAGGAAAUACUCCACCACCAAAACCUUGGGAGAGAGCUGGGACAUCAUCUGGUCCUGCACCUUUCAAACCCCCGUCUUCAGGAAACACAAGUGAAGUUGUAGAAGCCUCAGGAACAGCAAAACCCGGUGAAGUUGUUUCAACUGUUAAUACAACUGCGAACAUAACCCCUCUUGCAAGACCGGUACCCGCAAGACCUUGGCAACAGCAGCAGAACUAUGGAAACAGCUAUGGAGGAUAUGGUUCAAAUAUGAACUACAAUUCAGGCUAUGGCUCAGGCAUGUAUAAUAGCUCAUCAUAUGGGGGGUCUGGAGGAAGCUUAUAUGGAGGUGGGCUUUAUGGUAGUAACAGCAUGUAUGGAGGUGGGUAUGGGGGAGGGCUUUAUGGAGGGUCAGGAAUGUAUGGAGGAGGCAUGUAUAAUAGUGGAUUUGGAGGUCAAAUGGGAGGUUAUGGAAUGGGCAUGGGAGGUCCAGGUCCUUAUGGCAAUCAGGAUCCAAACGAUCCAUUUGGUGCUCCUCCAUCUCCUCCUGGUUUCUGGAUGUCCUUUCUUCGUGUGAUGCAUGGGGUUGUAAACUUCUUUGGUCGGAUCUCAGUUCUCAUCGAUCAGAACACUCAAGCCUUCCACAUGUUCAUGUCAGCUCUCCUUCAGCUUUUUGAUCGAUCGGGAAUGUUAUAUGGUGAGUUAGCAAGGUUUGUAUUUAGAUUACUUGGGAUCAGAACUAAGUCGAGAAGGAAUCCACAACGGGCUCCAGGUGAACUUCCUGGCCCAGAUGGACAAGCCCAGCAGUAUAUCGAAGGGCCAAAAGCUCCCAGUGGUUCAUGGGACAAUGUUUGGGGAGAUGGCAGUUCCUAGGCCUUCGGUUAAUAGACAAUGCGGAGUUUUUAGAUUGUCACCGGUGAAAAGGAAAACAUGAGCUUGGAUUGAAUCAUGUGUUGUAUUGGGUAUUAUGGCUCUAUGUCUACAGAUUUAUGGGUGGAAGGUUUAGUUUACAUGAUCAUAUUGUAAACUAUGGAGGUUAAAUAAGAUUUGAGACCAUCAGUAAGUCCCUUUGUAAUAAAGGCUGGAGCGCUUUGGAGUUCGUCAGGUGUUCAUCUUGGAAUCCAUAGUUGUUUGUUAAGUUCUUUUUUCCCCUAUGACGCUGUAUUCUGUGUUUUUGUUGAUUCUGUUUGUAUUUAAUUGUUAACUCUUAUUUUGUUUUUAUGAAUGUAACAGGGUUGGCCUUUUCUAAUGUACUCUGUUAAGACUCUUGGGUGGA